AUGAGUACCAAAAAGAAGAACAGCAAAACAAAACAAAAGAUUAAAAGUACAAAAAGAAGCAGCGAUCCUGUAAAAAAGGACAGCGCACUUUUGAACGGGCCGCUUCCCAAACAAAAUAAUUCAAAAAAUACGGUGGAAAGGCACAACCGCACUGAUAACGUGGUGUUGGAUCUAAACGAGCAAGUAAUACAAAACAUGAAGUACAAGGAUGCUGCGCCGUCUAUAAUAACAUUGAUUGGUCCGUCUGUGCUCUGCACGAAUUUGCUCCGGUCGAUUACCACGAUUUUGUACAAAAAGAGCAAAAAUGUUGAUGGACCUGUGACACUGCGCACGAGUAAGACACGUAGAGCAACGUUCAUCAAAGUAGAAAAUGAUAUUAUGGAGAUGGUAGAUGCCGCCAAAAUAUCUGAUCUUGCUAUUUUGGUGGUAGACGGUGACAAGGGCGUGCAAAGGGAACAGAUAGAAUUUAUUACGCUGCUGAGCGCAUUUGGUAUGCCCAGGAUGUUAGUGCACGUUACCGUUGAUGACAAAUCGGGCGUAAACAUCAAUAAAAUUGUAAAGGACAUCAAAAAAGUGGUGUGGAGAGAAAUAGCACCAGGCAUAAAAGUGAUUACCAACGUAAAAAUAUUGGUAAAUUGUAUAGCGGUGUUUAAGAACCGGCCGCUCAGCUUUAAAUGCUCCAAUUCGUACAUUGUAGCGGAUUAUGUCAGGAAAGAAGAAAAUGGCAUGCGGUUGAGAGGUUACGUACGGGGAAAGCGGAUGCUUAGAAAUGCAAAUUUUUAUGUACCGGGCGUGGGAAAUGUACAGGUUGGUGACAUUACAAGGAUCAAAGAUCCAUGUGAGAUUCAGAAUGAUGAGAAAGUUUUGGAAAGAAGGAAGGUGUUCAUGUACGCGCCACGUGCUCUUGGUGAUGAGGAAGUGGCCGAGGAGGAGGUGGUGGAACUGUCUGAGAGUGAGGAGUUUGUGUUGUACGAGGGACAAAAAUUUGAGUGUGAGGGAGUAAGUGCAGAAGACUCAGCAGGUGAUGGGCAGGACGAAGGUGAGCAAGAGACAUUUCAAGACUCUAAAGAUGAACAUACGUUGGAGAAAGAGCAAGGUGCCGUAAACUCGGUAGCUCACGAGAACGGCAAGGCUGCAGCAGGCCCUCAGAAAUGUAAUCAUGUGGAUGAAACGGAGUUGAGCUUUGAGAGCCUGCGCCAGAAGGCACUUCAAAAAUUGAAAGAGAGCUACGAGGUCAGGGCAGAUCACUCGUCUGAGACGGAAAAUGAGACUGAAAGGAAAGAAAACAUGGCUGAUUCGGUUGGACACAUAAAGAACGCACGCAAUUCUUCAAAUAUUUUUGUGCCGGGUGAUUACGUUGAAGUGUUCAUGAACAGCACCUUCGAUUACAAGACAGACGGCAUUGUGAUCAUCUCGUCGGCGACCUACACGAAUGCCACGAUUAAUACCGCAUCUUUUACGAAUGCAAAGUAUUUUCCACAUUUCGUGAAGAGCGACGAUCCGAUCAUCGCAUCGGUGGGGUGGCAGCGAUUCAUCACCUUUCCAUCAUUCUUCAAGAGAUCGAAUGACAUGAACAUUUAUCUGAAAAGUAGCAGCGAUAACUGCUAUUUCAGCUAUUUCGGGCAGAUGGAGAGCAAAGGAAAUGGUGUAGUGCUGGUUCGACAGGUAAAUGAGGGGAGAGCAAAGAACAGGGACAACAAUUUCUUUUACAACUUUAGAAUAGUAGGCAUGGGACGGGUGCAGAGCACAAAGAUGGUGAACAUGCAUGCGACCAGCUCGGAAGAGAUCAGCAAUGACCAUUUCAUACAUAAGAAGCUCAAAUUGAUUGGAAAGCCGUAUGCAAUAAAGGGCAACACAGCAUUUGUCAGGGACAUGUUCAACACUAAUUUGGAAGUGAACAAGUUUUUGUACGCAGGUGUUAAAACUACGAGCAACAUACGGGGUGUGAUAAAAAAGGCGCUUGAUAGGAACGGCAGUUUUAGGGCAUCGUUUGAGGGUGAGAUCGCAAAGAAUGAUGCGGUAAUUCUGAACACGUUCGUAAAGAUAAGCAUUAAUGAACUGUUUUACACCGUGGACGAGAAGUUAAAGGAGGUGCAAAGGCUUAGGCUGAGACGAGAAAUUGUGGGAGGUGCUGGGCAUGGUAAGAACGAUAGAAGAAGCAAGAGCAAUGAUUGGCGGCGUGAGGACGGAGAAGACAAGGUUGUUAAACGCGGCAUAAAAAUUCCUGAGCACAUAAUUAGCAGGCUGCCGCUGGACAGGAGGUUGUGCUACACCGAUGUGGUUGAGGAUGAGGUUGGAUCUGUGCUCAGCCCUUUUGAAUUCGAUGACAUUGCGCUGAAGAACGAGGUUAAAAUGAAAAGGAAAUUGAUGGAGAGAGAAGCACAGAAAGAGAAAGAACAGAACGAAAGAACAUUAAGGGAUGUAGAGAAGGAAAAGCUGAGGAUAAAGAAAGAAGGAAUUAUCAAGCACAGGAUUAAAUACAGGAAAUGAAUGCUGGCAAAUGGCAGACCAUUUCUGGUCUCACUUCGAUACCGGCGUUUCCAGGGCACUGAACCGAUACAUAGUAAUUCGCCUGAUUAGCGCACGCAAUGCGCCCUGAGCACGUUAAUUAAAUUAUUCUAUCCA
Vavraia culicis subsp. floridensis is the source of this 2625-nucleotide messenger RNA. RefSeq lists its product as uncharacterized. Bases 1 to 2490 code for a protein of 829 amino acids. The transcript has a single exon. Lineage: Eukaryota; Fungi; Microsporidia; Pleistophoridae. The record is from RefSeq and is a predicted model, not a curated record. Gene Ontology annotation, cellular component: 90S preribosome; nucleus. Gene Ontology annotation, biological process: ribosome biogenesis; maturation of SSU-rRNA from tricistronic rRNA transcript (SSU-rRNA, 5.8S rRNA, LSU-rRNA); endonucleolytic cleavage of tricistronic rRNA transcript (SSU-rRNA, 5.8S rRNA, LSU-rRNA). Gene Ontology annotation, molecular function: GTPase activity; U3 snoRNA binding; GTP binding.